AUGGUGUCAUACAUCACGGUGUCAAACAUCACGGUGCCAAACAUCACGGUGCCAAACAUCACGGUGCCAAACAUCACGGUGCCAAACAUCACGGUGCCAAACAUCGCGGUGCUAAACAUCACGGUGCCAAACAUCACGGUGCCAAACAUCACGGUGCCAAACAUCACGGUGCAAAACAUCACGGUGCUAAACAUCAUGGUGCUAAACAUCACGGUGUCAAACAUCCCGGUGCCAAACAUCGCGGUGCUAAACAUCAUGGUGCCAAACAUUACGGUGCCAAACAUCACGGUGCCAAACAUCACGGUGCUAAACAUCACGGUGCCAAACAUCGCGGUGCUAAACAUCACGGUGCAAAACAUCGCGGUGCUAAACAUCAUGGUGUCAAACAUCGCGGUGUCAAACAUCACGGUGUCAAACAUCGCGGUGCUAAACAUCACGGUGCCAAACAUCGCGGUGCCAAACAUCGCGGUGCCAAACAUCGCGGUGCCAAACAUCGCGGUGCCAAACAUCGCGGUGCUAAACAUCACGGUGCCAAACAUCACGGUGCUAAACAUCACGGUGCCAAACAUCACGGUGCCAAACAUCACGGUGCUAAACAUCACGGUGCCAAACAUGACGGUGCCAAACAUCACGGUGCCAAACAUGACGGUGCUAAACAUCACGGUGCAAAACAUCACGGUGCUAAACAUCAUGGUGUCAUACAUCACGGUGUCAAACAUCACGGUGCCAAACAUCACGGUGCCAAACAUCGCGGUGCAAAACAUCACGGUGCUAAACAUCACGGUGUCAUACAUCACGGUGCCAAACAUCACGGUGCUAAACAUCACGGUGCCAAACAUCACGGUGCCAAACAUCACGGUGCUAAACAUCACGGUGCAAAACAUCACGGUGCUAAACAUCACGGUGCCAAACAUCACGGUGCCAAACAUCGCGGUGCCAAACAUCACGGUGCCAAACAUCACGGUGCCAAACAUCACGGUGCCAAACAUCACGGUGCUAAACAUCACGGUGCUAAACAUCACGGUGUCAAACAUCACGGUGUCAAACAUCGUGGUGCCAAACAUCACGGUGUCAAACAUCGCGGUGCCAAACAUCGCGGUGUCAAACAUCACGGUGUCAAACAUCACAGUGUCAAACAUCACGGUGUCAAACAUCGCGGUGUCAAACAUCACGGUGCCAAACAUCACGGUGUCAAACAUCGCGGUGUCAAACAUCGCGGUGUCAAACAUCGCGGUGCCAAACAUCACGGUGCCAAACAUCACGGUGCCAAACAUCGCGGUGUCAAACAUCGCGGUGCCAAACAUCGCGGUGCCAAACAUCGCGGUGUCAAACAUCGCGGUGCCAAACAUCGCGGUGCCAAACAUCGCGGUGCCAAACAUCAUGGUGCCAAACAUCGCGGUGCCAAACAUCGCGGUGCCAAACAUCACGGUGCCAAAUAUUACGGUGCCAAACAUCGCAUUGUCAAACAUCGCGGUGUCAAACAUCGCGGUGCCAAACAUCGCGGUGUCAAACAUCGCGGUGCCAAACAUCGCGGUGCCAAACAUCGCGGUGCCAAACAUCAUGGUGCCAAACAUCGCGGUGCCAAACAUCGCGGUGCUAAACAUCGCGGUGCCAAACAUCGCGGUGCCAAACAUCGCGGUGUCAAACAUCGCGGUGCCAAACAUCGCGGUGUCAAACAUCGCGGUGCCAAACAUCAUGGUGCCAAACAUCGCGGUGCCAAACAUCGCGGUGCCAAACAUCGCGGUGCCAAACAUCGCGGUGCCAAACAUCACGGUGUCAAACAUCGCGGUGUCAAACAUCACAUUGUCAAACAUCACGGUGUCAAACAUCACGGUGUCAAACAUCGCGGUGCCAAACAUCACAGUGUCAAACAUUGCGGUGCCAAACAUCGCGGUGUCAAACAUCACGGUGCCAAACAUCACGGUGUCAAACAUCGCGGUGUCAAACAUCACAGUGUCAAACAUCACGGUGUCAAACAUCGCGGUGUCAAACAUCACGGUGUCAAACAUCACAGUGCCAAACAUCACGGUGUCAAACAUCACGGUGUCAAACAUCACGGUGUCAAACAUCGCAGUGCCAAACAUCACGGUGCCAAACAUCACGGUGCCAAACAUCACGGUGCCAAACAUCACGGUGCCAAACAUCACGGUGCCAAACAUCGCGGUGCCAAACAUCGCGGUGUCAAACAUCGCGGUGCCAAACAUCGCGGUGCCAAACAUCGCGGUGCCAAACAUCAUGGUGCCAAACAUCGCGGUGCCAAACAUCGCGGUGCUAAACAUCGCGGUGCCAAACAUCGAGGUGCCAAACAUCGCGGUGCUAAACAUCGCGGUGCCAAACAUCACGGUGUCAAACAUCACGGUGCCAAACAUCGCGGUGUCAAACAUCGCGGUGCCAAACAUCGUGGUGCCAAACAUCGCGGUGCCAAACAUCACGGUGCCAAACAUCGCGGUGUCAAACAUCGCGGUGUCAAACAUCGCGGUGUCAAACAUCACAGUGUCAAACAUCACGGUGUCAAACAUCGCGGUGCCAAACAUCGCGGUGUCAAACAUCACGGUGCCAAACAUCACGGUGUCAAACAUCGCGGUGUCAAACAUCACAGUGUCAAACAUCACGGUGUCAAACAUCACGGUGUCAAACAUCACGGUGCCAAACAUCACGGUGUCAAACAUCGCGGUGCCAAACAUCACAGUGUCAAACAUUGCGGUGCCAAACAUCGCGGUGUCAAACAUCACGGUGCCAAACAUCACGGUGUCAAACAUCGCGGUGUCAAACAUCACAGUGUCAAACAUCACGGUGUCAAACAUCGCGGUGUCAAACAUCACAGUGUCAAACAUCACAGUGCCAAACAUCACGGUGUCAAACAUCACGGUGUCAAACAUCGCAGUGCCAAACAUCACGGUGCCAAACAUCGUGGUGCCAAACAUCGUGGUGCCAAACAUCACGGUGCCAAACAUCACGGUGCCAAACAUCACGGUGUCAAACAUCGCGGUGUCAAACAUCAUGGUGUCAAACAUCACGGUGUCAAACAUCACGGUGCCAAACAUCACGGUGCCAAACAUCACGGUGCUAAACAUCACGGUGCCAAACAACACGGUGCCAAACAUCACGGUGCCAAACAUCACGGUGCCAAACAUCAGUGUCAAACAUCACGGUGUCAAACAUCGCGGUGCCAAACAUCGCGGUGCCAAACAUCGCGGUGUCAAACAUCACGGUGUCAAACAUCGCGGUGUCAAACAUCACAGUGUCAAACAUCACGGUGUCAAACAUCGCGGUGUCAAACAUCACGGUGCCAAACAUCACGGUGCUAAACAUCACGGUGCCAAACAACACGGUGCCAAACAUCACGGUGUCAAACAUCACGGUGCCAAACAUCGUGGUGCCAAACAUCACGGUGCCAAACAUGACGGUGCCAAACAUCGCGGUGCCAAACAUCGUGGUGCCAAACAUCGUGGUGCCAAACAUGACGGUGCCAAACAUCGCGGUGCCAAACAUCGUGGUGCCAAACAUGACGGUGCCAAACAUCGCGGUGCUAAACAUCACGGUGCCAAACAUCACGGUGCCAAACAUCACGGUGCCAAACAUCACGGUGCCAAACAUCGCGGUGCCAAACAUCGUGGUGCCAAACAUGACGGUGCCAAACAUCGCGGUGCUAAACAUCACGGUGCCAAACAUCACGGUGCCAAACAUCACGGUGCCAAACAUCGCAGUGCCAAACAUGACGGUGCCAAACAUCACGGUGCUAAACAUCGCAGUGCCAAACAUCUCACCUGCCAGCGAUGCCAUCAUGGUUGGUGGCGUGUGUGGCAUGAGUGCCACGGCAGGCAGUUGUCCUGCAAUAUUUCUGCAAUUGUGCCAUCAGCUGCGGGCGGCGGCACUGUGCCAUCGAGCGUGAACCAGUAUAGAAGCGAAGAGGAAAUAGGUUGUGGCAGUAACUCCCAGGCAACGUGA
Procambarus clarkii (red swamp crayfish) is the source of this 3948-nucleotide messenger RNA. RefSeq lists its product as uncharacterized. The record is from RefSeq and is a predicted model, not a curated record. Lineage: Eukaryota; Metazoa; Arthropoda; Malacostraca; Decapoda; Cambaridae.